AUGGCCAGCAAUGGAGAAGGUUUCGAUUAUAGCGACGAGUACGAGCUGGAUGAGCCAUUCAGCGAUUCGGACGACGACCUUCGGCCUAAACAACCUCAAAAGCCGAAUCUCGUAAUACCUCGAGGCAGGAUCAGAACAUUGUCUGGCACUGUACCAGUUGUUGGUUAUUCUCCGAAAUGGGGUGGGCCGACGAUGUGUCUGAGCUGUUUGCAGUUUUUCGAUCUUCCUGAACAAAUGGAUAUGUUUGAAGACCAUCUUCUCAAAGAGCACAAGAUCGUAGUUUCUGAGAUGGGUCUCAUAGUUGACCCUAAGAGAUAUGUCGAGCAUUGGCGUCAACGUUUCGCCAAGGAAAGUGUUGAUAUGAUAUUCCCACGCGUAGAACCAAAGGAAGGGGAGAAAUACUUUGGAGAAACCGAUUACUACUUCAACAUGUCGGAAGCGCUACCAGAAGACUACUCUGUUCGCCAACGUUUGGCAAUGCGUCGUCUCGAGGAAGCUCUCUCUUGCCAGCAAAGAGAAAGAGAAGACACCAAUUUCCAGCAGCAGUGCAUUUUUUGCCGCUAUACAGCCCGUGGCAAUAGAUCGAAAAUCAUUCAUCAUCUUUACAUGAUACAUCAUCUAAAUCUAGGCUCGCCGGAUAAUCUCGUUUUUGUCACUGAAUACAUCGAACACCUCAAGGAAAAGUUGCAGAGAAAUGAGUGCAUCUAUUGUGAGAAGACUUUUGGAGAUCGCAACGUCCUCAUGGACCAUAUGAGAAAGAGAAACCAUAGAGAGGUUAACCCUAAGAAUCAUUACUAUGACAAGUUCUACAUCAUCAACUAUCUUGAACUCGGGAAACGCUGGCUCGAUGUACUUGCUGAAGACUUUGAAGAUACCAUGCCAACGUUCCUUGAUUCGGAUGAGGAAGAAGAAGAUAACUCAUGGUGUGAAUGGCAAGAAGAUAAUGUAGAUGCGGAUGAAACGAGAGUUGUAUGUCUUCUAUGCCAUGAAAGUGACGAUACCGCUGAGGGUCUCUUAGCCCAUAUGAAGGAAAAACAUGAGUUUGAUCUUAUUAAAUUGAUUGACCAGAACAGGCUUGACGUUUAUCAGCGCAUGAAACUUAUCAAUUACAUAAGAAAACAGAACUUCCAUGCGAUUUGUUUCGUUUGUCAGCGCAACGACCUCGGAAAUACCCAAGAGCUCGCCAAGCACCUGCAAGAGCAUGAAAAACCGAUUGAGAGCCUUCCGGACAAAUCGCUUUGGGAUACCGAAGAAUGCUUAGUACCUAUCUUCGGCAAUGACAACCUACUCUGGAGGCUUGAGUCUUUGUUGGAAAGCCGGGAUGGAGCAAGUGACACCGAGGAGCGUACUCGUCGCGAAAGCGAGAAAGUCUAUGCUUCAUUCGUGGCUGAAAGUCGGAAGAACACUGUGGAUGGGGUUAUUGCUGAAGAUUUACCAGAUCUGCAUGAACUCAAAGAGGACGACCUUGACGAGCUGAUGUAA
Messenger RNA from Haemonchus placei, 1482 nucleotides. The record is from the annotation of a GenBank genome assembly. NCBI's taxonomy places the organism in Eukaryota, Metazoa, Nematoda, Chromadorea, Rhabditida, Trichostrongylidae.